AUGUCCUGGAAGCUCCAGCUGCCGCGCUGGGGCAUUGAAGUCUUCUCGGGGGACCUCAUGGGCGUGAUGGAGCCCUUGGCAGAUCACUCAGGAUCACUCCAUGGGACCUACCUUGAGACCACCCACCAUGUAAAUACGGAGCUGAGACCUUUGUUGGCCAUGGCCAUUGGAGCCGCCUGGGCAGCGCAUCCCUUCAUUUUGGCCAUGUGCUUAGGGCCUUUGAGGUCUUUGCUCGGGCAUUUCGUGCUCUCCUAUUCCGGGGUGAUCUCCACCUUCCGCUGGUUGGAGCCACUGGGCGCCAAAAAGCGUGGCGUGCGGGAAGCCGCAAAGACGGUGAGGUUGGUGGCGGGGCUGGGGCCCAAGGGAUUUGAUGCCACAGCUUGGACCUUCGCCACCUAUAUGGGCAUUCCCGUGGAAGUCCAAUUUGAAGACGGAAAGUUGAAGCGUAUCAAUAAGAAGCGCUGGCGGAUCGUGUUAGACUUCGCUUGGCGGCUGGCAAUCCAUGCAGUCAUCAUGCUGGCAGCUCUUAGCUUUGGCAAAGCCACAGACUACAAGCCAUUCUUAGAUGAGCCUCCAGCUGCCCUGCCCAGAUUUGGACUUCCCUGGUCCAUUCCAGCCCUGUACCUGCACACAGUUUGGGUCUACUGUAUGCUUGCCUUGCCCAUGCUCAACCACCGCAUGAUUACCGCAGCCCUUUGGGGCCUGGACACGCAGGUCACCAUGCGAGCGCCGCUGUCCCAGUCCACCUCGAUCCGGGACUUCUGGGGCCGACGCUGGAACUUGAUUAUCCACGGCUUAAUGAAGCGCUGCUUCUUCAUGCCAUUCCAAAAUGCAGGACCCAUGAGGAAGAACUUGGCCGGGCUUUUGUCCUUUGCGAUGUCCGGGCUGUUUCACGAGUACAUGUGGCUCACCUUGCACGUGGCACGUCCGGAGAGCAGCCGCUACGUGGCGGGCAAGGCCCGGGUGCUGGGUUUUGAAGUGGUCUUUGUAUGUCUUUGUGGUGCAGGUGUUGGAGGUAGAAGGAUGAAGAAGGCCGUAUGUUUUCUAUGA
Molecule: messenger RNA, 1050 nt
Organism: Durusdinium trenchii
Lineage: Eukaryota; Dinophyceae; Suessiales; Symbiodiniaceae
Source: the annotation of a GenBank genome assembly